UCGCCUCAGUUCAGAUACAAGCGGAUCGUCGUGCGAUUAGGAGCACAGCGCUAACGUUCCACGACCUGAACGUCCCGAUACAACCCGUAAUGACAGGAGACACGUCUUUCAUUUGGCAUCGGCCAGCCACUGAAGUGGAGACUCUUUUCGACUAUGCCAACAGAAAAGGAUAUUUUGUCACCGUCUACGGGUUGAGUCUGUGUAGCGAUUCGCCAGUAGAUGACGACAUGAUGGAAAAUGCUCUUAAACAUCUCUUUAGGAAGGUGCCCUCGCUGAGGACGUGCUUCAGAAAUCGGGGAGACACACUGUGGGCCUGUGAAAUGAAACAUGAGCGGAUUGACUUUCAGGUGACAGAAACGGAAGAUGUGGUCACAGCCAUUGAGGAUCUGUUCGGAUACAAGUUCCCCACUACUGAAGGGCCCUUGUGGUGCGCCCGCCUGUUGCCCUCAACUGCCCCCUUGCCUUCCUCCCAGCCAGAUGUAAUCGCCUCCUGUGACUUUCCUCACAUCCGCACAUUACUGCUAGCCAACCACCACGGUAUCAAUGAUGGUACCAGCAACACAUUCAUCGCACAGUCACUCUUGCACAUCCUGGACGACAUGAUUGCUGACAGUCCUGUCGAUGAUGAGGUCCAAAUGGGAAAUCUGGCUAACGGGGAGGAAUCCAAAGCCAUACUGACAGCUAUGGCAGAGCAACUGAGGGAAGACAAGGAUCGCCAACAAAACAUAAUAGAAGAGGCCAAUAAGUCUCGUAAUGCAGAGAAACUCAUCCCACGGGCCUAUCCAAUGUCCAGGGGUCCCAACCCCAAGGAUCAGAUAGUCAUGCAAGAUCUUGACAAGGAAACAACUCAGAACUUCUUAAAGCGGUGCAAACAGGAAGGAGUCACAGUGAACAGCGCAAUGACUGCGGUAAUAAAUAUAAGUCUAGUUGACUUUGUACGAGAAGGAGGACUUGAGCAGGACACCUACACCAUCCAUGAGUUGCACUCAGUCAAUCUGAGACGCUAUUUUUCUGGAAAUACAGACAAGACCGUAGGAUGUCACAUGCUUCUGCCACGUGUCUUGUUUCCCACACCAGCAAAGUGGCGGGAAGUUUUCUGGGAGUACACCAGAACCAUCCACACCACUAUUCUUCAUGGGCUUGAGGAUAAAGAUGCAUUUUUGUAUUUGCUGAAUAUGAAUGAGGGAACCACUCCAGAGGAAAUAUUUCAAAAGCGACCAUAUCCACAGUGUGACUAUGCUAUUGGCAAUGUAGGAAACUUGGACCGCCGUCUCACAACAAAGAGACAACAUAUCAGCCUCUGCCAUUUGGUGAGGAGCACCGCUUGCUGGAACGACCCAAUGUACUCCUUCUUUCACACACUGAACGGCUGCUUCGCUUACAGUCUUGUGUACUGCACUGACGUGCUCACAAGGGAAAUGGCAAAAAGAUUCUUGGAAAUAACCUUUGAUAACCUAAAAGCCAUAGUUCAAUUGUAAGAUGACAUCGCCUGACAGUAAAACAGUACAACAGAAAAACCAAUCAAUAAAUGAAAAUUUUUCAUGAUACGUUGUUCACAUGAGGAAGCAUAAAAUUCAUCAUAAAUGU
This is a messenger RNA of Scylla paramamosain (green mud crab), 1587 nucleotides long. RefSeq lists its product as uncharacterized. The record is from RefSeq and is a predicted model, not a curated record. NCBI's taxonomy places the organism in Eukaryota, Metazoa, Arthropoda, Malacostraca, Decapoda, Portunidae. The transcript is spliced from 3 exons. The coding region runs from base 90 to 1478 and encodes 462 amino acids.